This is a messenger RNA of Tuber aestivum (summer truffle), 984 nucleotides long. The record is from the annotation of a GenBank genome assembly. NCBI's taxonomy places the organism in Eukaryota, Fungi, Ascomycota, Pezizomycetes, Pezizales, Tuberaceae.
AUGUGUUCCACAUUAACAGUAUCCAAUAAUCCCCAGAGCCUAUACAACGCACAGGCGACCUUGGCCCACCUCGACCGGGCGGCAACGAACCCCGGCGCUCCUCCUGCUCCAGAAAAUCAAAAUGAUAUGGAAGUCAGACAAAUGACAUACGAGACGGGGCACUAUACUGCGCUGGGAAAGGGAGAUUCCUCCCUCGAUGGAUGCCUCUUUGUUCACUCCACGGAUCCUCUAGUACUUAUUGAAGAAAUUAUGCAGCUGUUCCAGUCAUUCGAGAAGCGUAUUAUCUCGCUUCGAGAACAUCAGGCCUCCCUGGAACACCGUGUCCAAACUCUGACCCUUUGCGAAGAUUCUUACAAACCACUAAGGAACCGUUUCAUCAGUACCUUCAAAAGGGAUAUUCUCGGCAAUGCCACGAGUACUGAUCUAGGGAUUAUUGGCGAGGGCAAUCAGUCUGCUGAGUGUGGGGAUGCAAUCGCCGACGCCGCACUUUAUACCGACGACGGUGAGAGAAGCGAUGCGAAAACCUAUACGAGCCUCUACGGGCUUCACCCUCUUAUUGUGUCUCAGAUCCGUGAGUAUUCUUUGCUAGCCACAAGCAUUUUUAAAAAAAUUGUUCAUACUAACUAGAACAGGCCACCAAGAAACGAUCGAUAUCCUGAACGCGCAUGCUACAACCAUAGCUUGUAAGGAGAAAACCGUUAGCGACGAGUUCCACCGCCGAUUCGCACACUUUAUAACAGUCUUCACGGAACAUGGUGACGGUUUUGAGCAAGGCUACCUCUCAGGUGACCCAACUGAAGUGACGGAUGCAUACUGGGAGUUUAUGAGGUGCCUCAAUACUGAGGUGAGAUGGGUAGGGGACAGUGAUUAGGCAAAGUGGGUUUUAUCUGUAUUCCGGGGAACAGCAAAUUCCUUGCAGGGAUGGAGUUGAUUCUCACUUUCAAUUUGUUCAUCUUUGAGAACUAUUUAAUCUUAGUCUGAGAU